Messenger RNA from Entelurus aequoreus (snake pipefish), 6381 nucleotides. RefSeq names its product receptor-type tyrosine-protein phosphatase zeta-like. The transcript has 30 exons. The coding region runs from base 352 to 6096 and encodes 1914 amino acids. NCBI's taxonomy places the organism in Eukaryota, Metazoa, Chordata, Actinopteri, Syngnathiformes, Syngnathidae. The record is from RefSeq and is a predicted model, not a curated record. Gene Ontology annotation, biological process: peptidyl-tyrosine dephosphorylation. Gene Ontology annotation, molecular function: protein tyrosine phosphatase activity; protein binding.
UUGGUUCCUCCGCACUUCCGCUUGUGCGUGGAACCUGGAUCGAGGAAGCAGAGGAGCACUGCUCGAUAUCGCGGUGUAAACGUGCGUAAGGAACUCAACAACUCCGGUAAAAUUCCUCUACCGUAACUUCUACAUCCUGCGGGUCGACAGGUGCCACUCCUAUAAACUCCACAAGGUCUAAAAUAUCCAACAAUUGCCCUAAAAGGACGAGAAUAUCCGCCCGAGCCGCCAUUUUUUUCUUGAGCGCAAUCAUUGGACGAGAUUCCUGUAAGCCCCGCCCACUGACUUUGAUGGCCGACUUUGACAGUUGGAGGCUACACGUACAGGAACCAGCGCAAGCUGACGGAGGACAUGGACUGGUCGUAUGACGGAACGUUGAACCAGGACAACUGGGCCAAGAAGUUUCCGUCAUGCAGCAGCGCCAAGCAGUCGCCCAUCAACGUGGAGGAGAACCUGGCCCAGGUCAAGCUGCAGUACCAGAAGCUGAGGCUGGAGGGCUGGGAGGACUUGACGGGGGAGCGGACCACCAUGCAGAAUGACGGCAAGACCGUGGCAGUGCACCUGGACGGAGACUUCUACGUCAGCGGGGGGGGCCUCAGGUCAAAGUUCAAGGCGGGGCGCAUCACCUUCCACUGGGGGAGCUGUAACGCCUCCUCCGACGGCUCCGAGCACAGCUUGGAUGGCGUCAAGUACCCCCUGGAGAUGCAGGUGUACUGCUACGAGCCGCUCCGCUUCGAUUCCUUGGAGCAAAGCAUGAAGGCCGGAGGCCGAGUCACGGCCCUCGCCGUGCUCUUUGAGGUGACCUCGGAGGACAACGUCCACUUUGAAGCCAUCAUCGACACCAUCAACAGAGUGAGCAGAUACGAGGAUUUAGCCAAGGUCGCGCCCUUUGCGCCGCGAGGUCUGCUGCCCAACUCCACGGACAAGUAUUUCAUCUACAACGGCUCGCUGACCACGCCGCCUUGCAGCGAGACUGUGGAGUGGGUGGUCUUCAAGAACACCGUGGCCAUCUCCGCCGACCAGUUGAAAACGUUCUGCGAGGUGAUGACCAUGAAGCAGUCGGGCUACGCCAUGUUGAUGGACUACCUGCAGGACAACUACAGGGAGCAGCAGCCCGUCUUCCUGGGUCAAGUCUUCUCCUCCUACACCGGAAUAGAGGAGGUCCACACGCCAGUGUGCAGCUCGGAGCCGGAGAACAUCCAGGCCAUGGUCUACAACCUCAGCAGUCUGCUGGUAACUUGGGAGCGCCCGCGGGCCGUGUAUGACGGCGCCAUCGACAAAUACUCGGUCAGCUACAAGAUGGCCGACGCGGUGGGAGACGCCCCCUCGGAGUACCUGACCGACGGAGACCAGGACGUGGGGGCGAUACUAGACGACGUAACCGCCAACUCCACCUACGCGGUCCAGGUGGUGGCGGUGUGCGCCAACGGCCUCCGCGGACGCGCGAGCAACAUCCUCACGGUCGCUAUGGCCGUCGACGACCCCGCAAAUAGUCUCCUCCCACCUUCCAAUGAGUUUGAGGACGAGGACAUCUACCAACCGCACCUCUCCUGGGAUGACGCCGUAAAAACGGAAGACCCGCCGUGGAUUCCGACAAAGCCCCCAAGGACCUCCACAUCACCUCGCCUCCUCCAACCUGUCGCCAUAGCCACCACAUCAGGGUCUGUUGUGUCAGCCACAUCCCUUAGUUCUGGUCGGACCAGUGAACGCAGUACCUCCAUCGUGCCACCAGAGACCGCCACAUCACCACAGGUCCAAGGGUCCAAAGACUCCACCCCUUCUUUUGACAUCACAACCAAGCCGGCGCUUACUUCUGCCACUCUUUUGCACGCAAAGGCCAGCGACGCCCUCGGCGGAGUCAGUCCAAAGUCCCCUGAAAGCGAUAGCGUCAGUAUGACCAUGAGCACAGUAACGACUUUAGGCGGUCAAGGUGCGCCCUCAAACGGCACCGUCUUUAACGUGAGCGGCACGCCAUCGUCCGUCCAUUUCGGGACAGAUGAAGGUCCGGCAACGCCCGAAAGGGACGAUUGGACCACCGAGGCAAGCGGACUGGAAGACGUCAUGGGGGUCCAGAGAGCGCCGUCUUCCUCGUCGACCCCGGGUGUGUCUCGCACCACACCCACAGAGACAUCCAUGCGGCAGAACAGUGUUCUCUCGCAGACCGUGACAAUGCUCUCGAACGGACUGGAAGACGUCUUGGGGGUCCAGAGAGCGCCGUCUUCCUCGUCGACCCCGGGUGUGUCUCGCACCACACCCACAGAGACGUCCGUGCGGCAGAACAGUGUUCUCUCGCAGACCGUGACAACGCUCUCGAACGGACUGGAAGACGUCUUGGGAGUCCAGAGAGCGCCGUCUUCCUCGUCGACCCCGGGUGUGUCUCGCGCCACACCCACAGAGACAUCCAUGUGGCGGAACGGUGUUCUCUCGCAGACCGUGACAACGCUCUCGAACGGACUGGAAGACGUCCUGGGGGUCCAGAGAGCUCCGUCUUCCUCGGCGACCCCAGGUGUGCCUCUUACCACACCCACAAAGACUUCCAUGUGGCGGAACGGUGUUCUCUCGCAGACCGUGGCAACGCUCUCGAACGGUGAGCGCCUCUCUGUUGGCCCCUCCUCCUUCCCGCUGUAUGACGUCACGGAUCCUGGCCCUGCCCCCUCCGCCUGCCUGCAUGACCUUCCCCCUUCCUCCUCCUCCUCGCUGUUUCCCGCCUCUGCCUCGGACCCCCAGCAUGCCGCUACCGCACCGCUGCCUAGCAAUGACCCAGCUUCUGACCCCGCACCCCCGCUCCCUGUCCCCGCACCUUCUGACCCCUCCCUCUAUAGCGCCACCUUUGAUGAUUUGGUGUCUUUCUCUUCGGGCGAGCCCUCAGUGUUUAGCCAUACCCCUCACAUCCAAAUGGCGCCGGAGCCUUCUUACGGGGUGGAGCUGUCGGAAUGGGGCGUGACCCUGUCCCUCAGCCCCACCCUGCACCCUUCGGUUCUUCUUGCUAGCGACCUCCCGCUUUCCGGCGCUACACCGGGUCUAAAGCAGUCAUUUUCUAAUGAGGUGGAGCUGUUCAGGGAUGCCACAGGAAGCUUGCUGGAGUCCUUUCUCCCUGAGGUCAGCGGUGACGGCUUGUCCUUGGCGAGUGACGUGGACACCUUGUGCGGCUGCUCGCUGGGACCGUCGGUGUCCUCGUCCUGGCCACACGCCACGCCUCACCUCAUCCUGCCAUCCUCUUACGCUAGCGCGGGCCCGCCCCCUGCCUCUGGUGUCGGUGGUGGCGACCUCGUGAGUUCCCUUUCUGCGGUGGGUUCUGCUGGUCGCUCCUCAGAUCGUCCUCUGCUCACUUCUUCCUCGUCUCCGACGCCGCACUCGCACCUCCUGGACGCCAUUCACAGUGCCCCGCCUCUUUCUGUUGCAGCCACAACACCUGAGUCCUCGUUCUCACUGUCUGAUGAGACCUCCGUCCUCCCUUCCUCCCCCACAACCUCCGUCCCUGCAGUUGCCACCCCUGAAUGGCCACUGGACACCAGUAGCGGUGUCUCGGGUUCAGCGCUCUCCCCUGACCGGCAGGACGGCACGGAUCAGGAGUGGGACAGGGUCCAGUUCUCGGGCUCGGGGGAGAGCACGCGUCCUCAUUCCACCGACGCCACUAACACCGCUUCCUCCACCGACGCCACUAACACCGCUCCUUCAUCCGGCAGCUCGCAAUCCGGACAGACCCCAGAGGAUCUGGAAGACCGGUCCUCUGCGUUCUAUUUCGAUAGCGAGAGCGGCAGCGGCAACGCCACUGGAUCAGAGCGAGCAGGCCAGGUCGUGACGCCAAGCGUUCCAGCGCCGACCUCGACUCCACCGCCGACCUCGACUCCGCCGCCGACCCCCACUCCGCCGCCGACCCCCACUCCGCCCUGGUCGCUGGGCGGAGACGAGGAGAGCGGCUCGGGUCACGGCGAGAGUCUUUACGACAACGAGACCUCCUCGGACUUCAGCAUCUCCGAGCGCACGGGACGCGAGUCGGAGAAAGAGGAGGAGCCAGUCGCAGACGUCAGCAACAGCAGCCACGAGUCUCGAGUGGCAUCCAUCAGGGAGGGCGAGAGGAAGGCCGCGGUUCCCCUGGCCAUCAUCUCCACCCUCACUGGCCUCGGCCUGGUGGUCCUCAUCGGCAUCCUGGUGUACUGGAGGGUGUGCUUCCAGACCGCUCACUUCUACGUGCAGGAAGGCUCCUCCCCACGAGUCCUCGCCACACCUGCUUUGACGUCAGACGAAGGCGAGGCGCUUCCUGUCCAAGAUUUUGUCCGACGCGUCGCCGAUCUCCACCAAACAUGCGGCUUCCCACGCAAGUUUGAACUACUGAAGGAGAGCUACGAGGAAGUGUGCGCGGCCAACGCGGCCAUGACCUCGGACAUCUCCAACCAUCCCGACAACAAGACGAAGAAUCGUUACAGCAACAUCCUGGCCUACGACCACAGUCGAGUGCGACUCCGCAGCAAGGACGGACGCAGCCGAGACUACAUCAACGCCAACUUUGUGGACGGCUUCAAGACCAGGCACUCGUACAUCGCAGCCCAGGGUCCCCUCAAGUCCAGCACCGACGACUUCUGGCGGAUGAUUUGGGAACAGAACGUGGGCGUCAUCGUCAUGAUCACCAACCUGGUGGAGAAAGGCCGGAGGAAGUGCGACCAGUACUGGCCGGCGGACGUGCACCAGGACUACGGCGGCAUCCUGGUGACGCUGAAAAGCACCCGCCAGCUCGCCAACUACACCCGCCGCACCUUCGCCGUGGCCAACGCGCAGGUCAAAAAGGGUUCUCAGAAGGGGCGGGGCUCGGAGCGGACGGUCACGCAGUACCACUACACCCGCUGGCCCGACAUGGGUGUGGCCGAGCACGCGCUGCCGCUGCUGACCUUCGUGCGCAAGUCGUCCCGGGCCAGGACGGCCGACAUGGGCCCGGUGGUGGUGCACUGCAGCGCGGGUGUGGGCCGCACAGGCACCUACAUGGUGCUGGACAGCAUGCUGAAGCAGGUGCGGGACGAGGGCGCCGUCAACGUGGACGGCUACCUCAAGCACAUCCGCACCCAGAGGAACUACCUGGUCCAGACCCAGGAGCAGUACGUUUUUAUCCACGACGCCCUGGUGGAGGCCAUCAACUGCGGGGAGUCGGAGGUGGCGGCGUCUCACCUGCACAGGUACGUGGACCAGCUUCUGACCCCGGGGCAGGACGGGAGGACGCCGCUGGACCGACAGCUGAAGCUGCUGAGUGGCGCCAACUCCAAGACCAGCGACGACGACGACGACGCGCUCGCUCUUCAGGAAAGCAACCGACACAAGAACAGAAGCGGCUCGCUGCUCCCGGUUGAGAGCUCCCGUGUGCGUCUGUCUACGUGCGCGGGCGACACGUCAGACUACAUCAACGCAUCCUACGUGACAGGGUACAAGCACAGCAAGGAGUUCAUCAUUACCCAAAAUCCUUUGCCACACACCCUCAAGGACUUCUGGAGGAUGAUUUGGGACCACAGCACACAUGUCAUCGUGUCACUGCCGGGACCACAACCCACUGAGGAGGAGGCGGCGGCCAUCUUUGGUCCGGGCCAAGGACAGCGUUUGGCGUACGAGGCGUUCACUGUCUCCCACGUGUCGGAGAAUCUGGUGUGCUUGUCCAACGAGGACCUGCUGCUGGUCCAGGACUUUGCGCUGCAGGCCACGCAGGACGACUACAUCCUGGAGGUGAGCGUCUACCGCGCCCCCUGCUGGCCACGCCCAGACAGUCCCAUCAGCAGCACCUGGGAGCUGCUGCACCUGCUCAAGGACACCAUCUGGGCCCAGGAAGUACCCACCGUGGUCCAGGACUGUGUGGGCGGAGUCACGGCAGGAACCUUCUGCGCUCUUUUGACCUUGAUGCGACAAGUGGACACUGAAGGUUCUGUGGACGUCUUCCAGGUGGCCAAGAUCACCAACCUAGCCAGACCCGGAACCUUCUCUGACCUCGAGCGCGUGCAGUUUGUCUACACGGCGCUGCUGAGCCUGCUGAGCACGCGGGAGGACGGCGCCGACGAGAGGGGCGUGGUCGCGCUGGCGAGGAACGCGGCGGCCGAGAGCCUGGAGUCUCUGGUGUGAUCGUCACGGCAACAAGAACCACUUUUUUUUUUUUUUUUAAAAGGACAGACUUUGCAAUGUUGGACUUUUUGGUCCUCAUGUGCCUUUUUUUUUCUUUCCUUCUUUCUACUGAACUUACUAACACGUCUGCUAAGAACUUUUUACUGGCAGCAACUUUCAUCUGUAAAUAAUCUCCUCUGGACCAAAUCUAUUUAUACUUUUAUUCUGACAUCUUUAUACUUCCCCUGUAGGCUUUUAUUCUGACAGCCAUUAAAGGACGUGUUGACAUAAUGUAGCUCUUCUUUA